AGAGCUCUGUCACUCUUCGGGUGUCGCUUAAGAGGAGGAGGAGGAGGAGGAGGAGGGGCGAAUGUGCCUGGUCUCUUGAGAGAGAGAGAGAGAGAGAGAGCGAGAGAGAGAGAGACCGAGAGAAGAGGAGGGGACAAGCUGACAGCAAUACAGGAAGAGCAGGGCUGGCAGACGAUGUGCUGCUAACUGAAGUACUAAUGCUCCAGACCAUUUACGAGGCCGACUCCUGUUUCUCUGCAGAAAGCAUCGGGAAACACCAGCUGCCUCUGACCCCUCACGACGCUGACAUGCACAACGUCAACAACUCAGUGGAUAUUAAACCAGAGGUUCCACUGGCUCUUGAUCCGGGCUCCCCACUGGACCUACGUACAGACGUUAGGAUGCAGGUUUCGGCCUCAGAUCCUACUGUGUGGGAAAGACAACUUCAACAAGAGCUGCUCCUCAUUCAGAAACAGCAGCAGAUUCAGAAACAGUUACUGAUUACUGAGUUCCAGAAGCAGCAUGAGAACCUGGUUCGCCAGCAUCAGGCCCAGAUACAAGAGCAUUUGAAGUUACAGCAGGAACUACUUGCUAUGAAGCAACAACAGGAUCAGCUGGAGAAAGAGAGGAAACUAGAGCUCCAGAGUCAGGAAAGAGAACUGGAGAGACAUCGCCGUGAACAACAAGUCCUGGUCCUCCGCAACAGAGAGAAGAGCAGAGAGAGUCUGACAGGUGCAGUGGCCAGCAAUGAGGUCAAGCAGAAACUCCAAGAGUUUCUGUUGAGUAAAUCCACCAAAGACGGUACAUCUAAUGGGAUCCCCCCAAAAAUCACACAGAGUUCCAAACUGUGGUACACGGCCUCCCAUCACACCUCUUUGGAGCAAAGUUCACCUCCUUUGGGAGGAGCGUCCUCCUCCUGCAAGAUCUCCCUGCCAUCCCCACAAGACUCCCGGUACGACUUUCCUCUGAGGAAGACAGUCUCAGAGCCCAAUCUGAAGGUGCGGUCCAGGUUAAAGCAGAAGGUUGCAGAGAGGAGGAGCAGCCCGCUCCUCAGGAGGAAGGAGGGGAGCAUCAUGACACCCUUCAAAAAGAGAGCCCUGGAGCUUCUGGAAUCCACAGCCAGCAGCAGUGCACCAGGAUCAGGGCCCAGUUCACCCAACGGGGCCUACAGUGCCUUGGGAGCUGAAAAUGGACCCUCCUCACUACCAGUCACCACACGUACUGAGCGGUGGCCGUCACAGCCGAGGUUAUUAGGGCCUGAAAGCUCAGUGUCUAUGUUAAAUCUCUAUACGUCUCCAUCGCUGCCCAAUAUCACCCUGGGCCUCUCAGCUGCCUCUUCUCCCAUCAGUGCUGCUUUAGGACUUCAGGAGAAGCAUUUUGAGGGUGGUGGCAUAUCAGCGGUCAUUCCGGGUUUGACCACACAUCUUCUGGGUCCAGUCCCCCUGUCUGUUGCUAUGGAGACCAAAGUGAGCAGCAGCCACCAAGCUCUCCUGCAGCACCUCCUCCAGAAAGAGCAGCUACGCCACCAAAAGAUCCUAUCUACUGGUCAAAGUCCUGUGCAUCUUCCUUCUCCGCUGGCCAUGAUGGAAAGCUCCCCGAGUAGCACCCGACCCAAACUGCCUCGUCACCGGCCCUUAAACCGAACCCAGUCGGCUCCACUACCCCAGAGCACACUAGCUCAACUUGUGAUUCAGCAGCAACACCAAAACUUUCUGGAGAAGCAGAAACAGUACCAGCAACAGGUCCACAUCAACCAGAUGAUUUCGAAAUCAAUUGAGCAGCUUCGUCUGCCAAACGCCCACCUGCAGGAGUCAGAGGAGGAAGAGGGAGAGGAUUUUUAUGACCAGGCCAUGCAGGAGGACAGAUCGCCCUCUGGUGGCGUCAUCCGGAAGCACAGUCCCGACAGCAACCGCAGCAACAUCUCUGCUUCACACACAGUCAUCCGGGUGAAAGAGGAGCCCAAUGCCAGUGAUGAUGAGACAAUGGCCACUCAGAGCCUGGCCAACAAGCAGAGCUCCUACAUUCACCAGGUUAAAGGGAGGGUGGUGAUACAGGCCAUGAUAUGAAACGACAGAUACGUCUUCACACUCGCACAUGAAGGCACAGGCUAACAUACACGCCAUAUGCUUACACGACACAGAGCCAUUGCUUUGGAAGCUUCAGAACUGAUCUCAUUCGUGAACUUGUGAAGUGAUCUCUGUAUUGUACGUUGUAUGUUUUGUACAUAAUCAAAUAAGAUGAGAAUUUAGCUAACUUGGUCUUUUAAAUGCUAAGAAGCAGUUUUUGAUUGUUUGUUGAAAUGAUAAUUUAAGAAAUCCUUUCUACUUUCUACCCACCCUUUGGAAAACAGCAACUCAAAGCUCUUGUAGGAUAUUUCUGUGAUUUUUUUCCCAUGGCACUAUGGAUUUCUUAUAGAUCUUUCUUUGCUUUUUAUGAAUGUUAUUAUAAAGAUAUUUCACAGUUUGUAUGAUGAAAAAAAAUAACUUCAUAAUUUGUUGAGAGACUCCCAAAUUGUCUGGAAACAAGUCAGUAACCAUGAAACUCCACACAACAACAGAAUAAAAUGAAUAUUUUAGGUUCAACACAAGUUAAACUCUAUCGACAGCACUUGUAGAGUAAUGUUGAUUACCACAAAAAAUAUAUAAUAUAAUAAUUUUAUAAAAAUUUUAAUUCAUUGUUCUACUGAAACUUGUCUGUUAUUUGAGUUGUUAGUAAGCAAAUUUUCAGACUUCUAUCAUGUUAACAUGACACAGCAUAUUGUUUAUGUUUUAUUGAAAUGUUAAGUAUUUUAACAAAUUGGCCUCAUUCAUUUUUGGCAUUGUUGUAGUAAUCAAUAUCAUGCUAAGUGCUGUUGAUUAUGCUUAACCUGGAAUAUUCCUUUAACAGUUAGAACAAGCUCUAAAGUGACAUUCUGUGUUCCCUGUUCUCCUGUGGCCCAAAUCGAAGGCUGCCCUGGAUUGAACAGCGCUCUGCUCCUUGCUGAAUUCUGAGAGUUGUAGAGGAAAUGCCUGGUGGAAGCCAGGAAUCAGAAUGAUUCAUGAGCGCAGGAAUGCUGGGAGAGGACAACUCCACGCUGAAGUCAGAGGGCCCAGCAGUGAGCUCUGAUUUACUGUUGAGGCAAAUUACAAAGUGAGUGAGGAGACGGCGGGGGGAGGCCCCUUUUAAAACCAAUCAUUUCCUCUGUAUUCCCACGUGAUGUGUUUACCACGACAUGCAGGCUUGAUGUUACUUUGGUAGAAAAAAAAAGGUAAUCGUUCUGUUCUCUCCUGAGGCAGCAUUGCCAUUCAUUGGCUGUCUUCAUGAAGUGCUCGGUUCAACUUGCGUGAUAGUUUCAAGAAAUGUACUAUCGUCAUUUUUUGUUAGCGUGCCAUCUUUACUGUGUUUUUCUUUUUUAUAUUUCAAGCAUUUGGUGUAAAACUGUUCAGUUUUGUGACUGAGAUCCUCUGAAAAACAUAAAAAAAAAUAAAACAACUCAAAGAGGAAAACAUGUUUAAUUGAUGUGAGCCAUCACUCUGUCUACAAAUAGCCUGUGAGUCAAACUGAGCUAGCCUGUUUCGUUCCUGUUGUCUGUUCCACUGUUCUGGAUGUUAAUAAGAACUGUCCGCUAGCGACAGAAUGUCUCAUUUAGUACACGUUCCCUUCUGUCACAGAUCACCUUUUUUAAAUAAAGUUCUUUUCCAUCCUGUA
Messenger RNA from Cyprinus carpio (common carp), 3666 nucleotides. Its product is annotated as histone deacetylase 9-B-like. The record is from RefSeq and is a predicted model, not a curated record. Bases 198 to 2045 code for a protein of 615 amino acids. Gene Ontology annotation, cellular component: histone deacetylase complex. The transcript is spliced from 11 exons. Gene Ontology annotation, molecular function: histone deacetylase activity. NCBI's taxonomy places the organism in Eukaryota, Metazoa, Chordata, Actinopteri, Cypriniformes, Cyprinidae. Gene Ontology annotation, biological process: chromatin organization.